GGUCCCAUUGCACUUGACCUCACAUUACCGUGGAGCUACUGUAAGAUUCACUCCGUACAGUUGCACAAUAGCCGGUGCUGUGCUGAUAGUGCCACCUUUCUGUCAUCCAUAUGUAUGUCCACGUGGUGAUGAAGACCACGUUUGGUCUGUCACAGGUUAAAAUAUAAUUAUUGAACUAGGAGGCUUCCUCAACAAUAGAUAACGCUAUCCUUUAUUACGGUCCAUCAUCCAGGGUGCGUUCAAGUUCAAACAUUUCGACUCGGCGGAUUUGCAACGAUUUCGAACCAGCUGUUUCGUUUGAGCGCAACGUUUCGCGACAGCGUCUGGAAUAUGUUGUCACGAUUACGCUCUCCAUCUGGGUGUCAUCCAAACACGAUUUAAAGGCGACACCGUUUCAAACGGACAACCAUUUGAAAUAGCCCUUCCAACACACUGCUAUCAUCUAAUUUCAAACGUUUUGUUAAACGCGUUGACGGCGCUGAACGCGCCCCGCUCGCAGGUAUCACGUUUCAGAUGGAGACAACGUUACAACGGUGACCAUCCGACGCUUUAACAAUACCGAAGCUCACUCUCAGCAGCCGACGCGCUGAAGAAAGGACGCUGGCACCACGCAAAGACAAUCAUGGCAGUGAAUGUCCCCGGACUCGUGACCGUGGUGGUUUUUUAUAUCGUCAUCCUGGCAAUUGGGAUCUGGGCAUCUCGAAAAUCCAAGAAAUUGGAGAAGACAUGUGCCGGCACUAAGAGCGAAGUUGCCAUGGUCGGUGGCCGCAACAUCAAUGUCCUGGUCGGGGUUUUCACCAUGACAGCGACAUGGGUUGGAGGAGGUUACAUUAUGGGAACUGCUGAGGCUGUUUAUUCUCCUUCUCAAGGUCUCAUCUGGGCUAUGGGGCCUCCUGCUUAUGUUAUCAAUUUUCUUUUGGGAGGAUUGUUUUUUGCAAAACCUAUGAGGUCUAAGCGCUACGUGACCAUGUUGGAUCCCUUUCAGCAUCGCUAUGGCAACAUGUUCACUGCAACACUGCUGCUUCCUGCUUUGGUCAGUGAUAUUUUGUGGGUUGCCUGCAUCCUUGCUGCUCUGGGAGGAACAAUGAGCAUCAUUCUUGGGCUGUCGUCUGCCAUCUCCAUCGUCAUCUCUGCUGCUGUCUCCAUCAUCUAUACAUUUUUGGGUGGCCUCUACUCUGUGGCGUAUACCGACAUCAUCCAGCUUUCCUUCAUCUUCAUCAGCCUGUGGCUCUGUAUUCCUUUUUUGAUACUCAGCCCUGGAGUUACUGACAUCACGCACACAGUCCACUUCAACCAAACAAUUGGAAAGUCAUGGAUCGGAGAGUUGAAGCUGGAGGAUGCAGGAAAAUGGGCGGAUGAGAUGCUGUUAUUGGCUUUAGGGGGACUGGCCUAUCAAGCUCUCUACCAGAGGAUCCUCUCUGCAGCCUCCUCUGCUCAGGCUCAGGUCACCUGCUUUGCUGCUGCUGGGACAGUUUUAGUUAUGGGACUCCCCUCAAUUAUCAUUGGAGCAGUGGCGGCCUCUGCAGACUGGAACCAGACAGAGUAUGGUCUACCCCCUCCUUUUGAACGAGGGGAGGCAGGGAAGAUCCUGCCACUGGCCCUGCACUACCUCACACCCACCUGGUUGUCAGUGUUAGGCAUUGGUUCUGUGGCGGCAGCAGUUAUGUCCUCCAUGGACUCUGUGCUGCUGUCCUCAGCAUCCAUGUUUACACAAAACAUAUACAAGGCGACUUUGAGGAAGCAGGCCUCGGAGCGGGAGCUGCAGCUGGUGAUCCGUGUUAGCGUUGUGCUGGUGGGCCUGGCUGGAUCAGGCCUGGCCUUUGCUGAAGACAGCGUGUUCGGCCUCUGGCUGGUAAGCGGGGACCUUCUCUACUGCGUGAUCCUCCCGCAGCUCGUAUGCGUACUGCACUUAGGCUGCGCUAAUUGCUACGGUGCUAUCAGCGGCUAUUUAGUAGGACUGCUGCUGCGUGGGCUGAGCGGGGAGCCGCUGCUUGGGAUCCCUCCUCUCAUCCUGUACCCUGGCUGGAGGGAGGUGGACAGAGUUAUCGUACAGUACUUCCCCUUCAGGACUCUUGCCAUGCUGUCCUCUGUGACAUGUAUUAUUACAGUGUCCUGGCUGGUGGAGCUAGGCUUCUGUCACCAACUAAUUCCUCAGUCCUGGGAUUUCCUGGGGGUGUUUGAGGAGAAAAAAGAGGCAGAGAGGGAGCAAGUACCACCUGUUCCUGGUGAGGAAAAGAACUGUAUCCUUAAUACAAAACUCUAGGUUUAACUUAAGUACAACAUCAGCCAAAGUAUACUCAAACCUCUUUUUAUGCAAAUUCCGACCAACCUUCGUCUCUGCACAUUUCUUACAUGUACUGUAUAUUACACGUGUUUAAUACUGAAUCAUAUGCUUUAUAUGCACCAAGCUGACCAGCAGUAUGUGGAGAGUGAUUCAGGGAGGCAUUGAUGCGUGCUGGUUGUCUUUUUUUAACAGAAGAGGAUUAAGGCCACAUAUGAAGACCUCGAGAUUUUGAUCUUAAUGUCAGAAGUCUGUGUUUUUUUUCACAUCGUCCCAAUCCUCUUUAAAUGAACCUCUUUCCUCAAUUGUCCCCGGUUACACAAACAUUUUUGUAGUUUUUUAAUUACGUCGCCUCGACUCAAACCUUUUCUGUAAAUGAAGCUCAACCCGGGUGGUGUUAUUUAAUUGUGAAAUCACUUUCUAAGGAGUUCUGGCUCUUGCAUCAAUCAAGCACUGAGGGGACAAAGCAAUCCCAUUUGUGAUGCAAUACUUGAGACGCUGAGGUUGAGUAUUCCCUGCAAACAAAAAAAUCUAGCAGCAAGUGCCUGCUUGUUGAAGUAUUUACCAUUAUUUUAUGUUUUAAAGGGAUCAUUAUUGAAGGACCAUCAAGAUAUAGAAUUUGAACUGCUAUUUUUUAGAUGUUUUGUGAUUGCAACUUUUCAUAAAAAAAAUGAAACCUUA
This is a messenger RNA of Anarrhichthys ocellatus (wolf-eel), 2962 nucleotides long. RefSeq names its product high-affinity choline transporter 1-like. Lineage: Eukaryota; Metazoa; Chordata; Actinopteri; Perciformes; Anarhichadidae. Bases 623 to 2263 code for a protein of 546 amino acids. Gene Ontology annotation, biological process: acetylcholine biosynthetic process; choline transport; transmembrane transport. Gene Ontology annotation, cellular component: plasma membrane. The transcript has 9 exons. The record is from RefSeq and is a predicted model, not a curated record. Gene Ontology annotation, molecular function: choline:sodium symporter activity.